Molecule: messenger RNA, 1505 nt
Organism: Glycine soja
Lineage: Eukaryota; Viridiplantae; Streptophyta; Magnoliopsida; Fabales; Fabaceae
Product: tyrosine-protein phosphatase DSP3-like
Exons: 5
Coding region: 196-807 (203 amino acids)
Biological process (GO): protein dephosphorylation
Cellular component (GO): cytoplasm
Molecular function (GO): phosphatase activity
Source: RefSeq, a predicted model, not a curated record
AGCGUAGUGGAGUGCGGUUUCGUCGCAAUAGCGGCAACAGCAAAAUCUAGUUGUACGGCGUUUUGGAAUCGGAGGGAGAGGAGAAUCCAUUCCAAACGGCGCCGUAUUCCUUAAAAGGGGGAACUCUAACACCGGAAUUUUCCUCACAAACACAAUAAUCGAUUCGAACGUUCUUGAAGUUGAAAGUCAUUAACUAUGGGAAUGAUAGUGGAGGUUGAAAACGAAAACGGAGACCUAAACGACGCCGUUCUUGUUCCACCCCCUAACUUCUCCAUGGUCGAGGACUGCAUUUUCCGAUCCGGCCUCCCCAACCCUUCCAAUUUCCCCUUUCUCCAAACCCUAAACCUUCGUUCCAUCAUAUACCUGUGCCCUGAGCCUUAUCCGGAAGAAAAUCUGGACUUCCUUCGUUCGCAGAAUAUUCGCCUUUUUCAAUUUGGAAUUGAGGGGAAAACGGACAUUUCUAUGCCUAUUCUCAAGGAUUCUAUCAUGGAUGCACUGGAAGUUUUAAUUGAUGUGAGAAAUCACCCUGUUUUGAUCCAUUGCAAGCGAGGAAAGCAUAGAACAGGUUGCCUUGUUGGUUGCUUGCGAAAAUUACAGAACUGGUGUUUGUCCUCUGUGUUUGAGGAGUAUCAACGAUUUGCUGGUGCUAAAUCCAGGACAAUGGAUUUAGCAUUCAUAGAAAUGUUUGAUGUUCUAAGCCUGAGUCAGUGCCUUUACAGCAUCAUCUACCAGUACCAUGGUUCAAAGAAGCGUCGGUUGUUGUAUAAAGAUGAGAAUUUACAGAAGCCCCGACUGACAUCAUUUUAGCUGUGCCGGGAUCUUAUUCUUCUUACCCUUUUAUUUUGUAGAACUCAUACUCAAUAUAGUUGCUCAGAUUCAUACAUCGUUGUUUUCAAAUUUCUUUUAAGACUACUGCUAAAGAAAAACAUAUGGUCUUGUCUUUUCCACCUUUCCUGUUACCGUUAAAAUGUUCACUGUCUUACACCUUCAGAAAUACAUUGGUGCAACCAAUUCUUUUUAGUGGGUAUGCAUUAAUUGUGAGUGUGAUAGGCUUUUGAAGCAAAUAAUAACAUUUCUUUUCUUAGCAUAUAAGAAAAUUUGGAUCUGGUAUUUCCAAUGAUUGGAUACAUGUGGUGUUUUCAUGAUCCUUCUCAAGUAAACACAAGAAGGGGAUAGGUGCGAAUUUGGUAACUCAGCAAAAAGGAGGUAGCAACUUGGAUUGGCUUAGCGGUUGGAAUUUGAAUAUUGGUUGGUUGGAGUCUACUGUUUAUUGUCCAUAAGUGAAGAAAAGUCAGCAGAGCUUUUAAGACAAUGGGACCAAUGUGUCACCUCGACUUAUCCGAGAGAAAUUCGUGAAGAAAGAAAGUGUAUCAUUUUCCUUUUGAUUAAUAAGUUGGGCCUUGUGGAUAGAAAUGAAGAGCGAACUCAGCGAAGCACUUGAAAAGGCUGUUUGGAUUGAUGUAAAGGAACAAUAUUAUGUUUUAUUUGGUACGCAUAUUGCUCCU